This is a messenger RNA of Notolabrus celidotus (New Zealand spotty), 4888 nucleotides long. RefSeq names its product estrogen-related receptor beta (gene esrrb). Gene Ontology annotation, cellular component: nucleus. Gene Ontology annotation, molecular function: DNA-binding transcription factor activity; nuclear steroid receptor activity; sequence-specific DNA binding. The record is from RefSeq and is a predicted model, not a curated record. Bases 597 to 1997 code for a protein of 466 amino acids. Lineage: Eukaryota; Metazoa; Chordata; Actinopteri; Labriformes; Labridae. The transcript has 9 exons. Gene Ontology annotation, biological process: regulation of DNA-templated transcription.
AAGUCUCCUUACCGGUGCUUAUACAUGUACUUACAUCAAUUCAAGGAGCAGCAAAGUAAAACGAAUUGUCAAACUGGCUAAUUAUAAUGCGUUUUCAGUGGGGUGGUAUUUUUUGACAAAACCAAAAGGAGGAAUUUAUGUCAGAAGAACAGAAACUGUAGCCCACAUUUAGACUUAUUGUCCCCCUGUUAUGCAGCUCUUCUCAUCUUCAAUCCCAUCUGACCCCGCUCACCCGGCUCCUGCUGCCGGUGGAAGUGUUUGGUUUAGCCACAGGGCGCGCGCCGGAGGAGGAGUUGAUAUUGUGGCUGCAGUGUGUGACAGUUAAACGGCGCGCUCAGACGCACAGAGCCACAGCACCAUCACCACCACAACCUGGAGACACCACGGCUACUGUGCGCUGUGCCCACCCGGGAUGUGACAUGACUUGUCCGAGUAAGAUCUGGACUCCUCCUCGCUCACUCUGACUUUUACUGAAGUAGCAGCAGACCGUCAGUAGGCACCUUGUGAGUUUCUAAGAAGUGGCCAGGCUGCUGUUUUCUCUCUGCUUCAAUCGUCCAAGUGUCUGCUGUUGUCGGACCGCUCGUUUCUCCAAUAAGAUGCCAUGGGCUUUGUUGUCCAAUUCAUUAGAGAGAUUCCUGAGUCCACUGGCCACGCUGGAGCCCUCUCAUUUCUGGCUGCUGAAUAGAAUGGCCGCUGAUGACCGGCACCUACCCUCCAGUUGUGGGUCCUACAUCAAGACGGAGCCAUCCAGUCCCUCCUCAGUCAUCGACACGGUCAGCCACCACAGCCCCAGCGGCAACUCAGACGCCAGCGGCGGCUAUGUCAGCACUAUGAAUAGCCACUCCAACGGUUUGGACUCUCCACCCAUGUUCACCCCCAACGGGCUCGGAGCCGCCUCCUGCCGCAAGCGCUACGAUGACUGCUCCAGCACCAUCAUGGAGGACUCGUCCAUAAAGUGCGAAUACAUGUUGAACUCCCUCCCCAAGAGGCUGUGCCUGGUCUGUGGAGAUAUAGCCUCGGGGUAUCACUAUGGGGUGGCCUCUUGUGAGGCCUGCAAAGCCUUUUUUAAAAGGACAAUACAAGGUAACAUAGAGUACAGCUGUCCUGCCACAAACGAGUGCGAGAUCACAAAACGGAGACGCAAAUCAUGUCAGGCUUGUCGCUUCAUGAAAUGCCUCAAAGUGGGGAUGCUCAAAGAAGGUAAGAAGAGGGUUCGUCUGGACCGCGUGCGAGGGGGCAGACAGAAGUACAAGCGGAGGUUGGAUGCAGAAAACAAUCCGUACCUGGGCUUGACGCUCCCCCCUCCCACCAAAAAGCCUCUCACAAAGAUAGUGUCUCACCUGUUGGUGGCGGAGCCCGAGAAGAUCUACGCCAUGCCUGACCCCACCAUGCCAGAGAGCGACAUCAAGGCUCUGACCACGCUGUGCGACCUGGCAGACCGCGAGCUGGUGGUCAUCAUUGGCUGGGCCAAACACAUCCCAGGUUUCUCCUCCCUCUCUCUGGGCGAUCAGAUGAGUCUACUGCAGAGCGCCUGGAUGGAGAUCCUCAUCCUCAGCAUCGUGUUCCGCUCCCUGCCUUACGAGGACGAGCUGGUGUACGCUGAGGACUACAUCAUGGACGAGGAGCACUCGCGGCUGACGGGCCUGCUCGACCUCUAUGUCUCCAUUCUGCAGCUGGUCCGCAAGUGCAAGAAGCUCAAAGUGGAGAAGGAGGAGUUUGUCACCCUCAAGGCCAUCGCUCUUGCCAACUCAGACUCUAUGCACAUAGAGGACAUGGAGGCAGUCCAGAAGCUCCAGGACGCUCUGCAUGAGGCCCUGCAGGACUACGAGAGCGGCCAGCACCAAGAGGACCCGCGACGGGCAGGCAAGCUGCUCAUGAUGCUGCCUCUGCUGAGGCAGACGGCAACCAAGGCCGUGCAGCACUUUUACAGCAUCAAAGUGCAGGGCAAGGUGCCCAUGCACAAACUCUUCCUAGAGAUGCUUGAGGCCAAGGUCUGAUCGAUGGUGAGAGUACGGAAAGAGACUUGAACGAAACCAGGAGAGGAAGACCCCCAAGAACUGAGGCAGGACAGAGACCAAUCUCUCUUACUCCCCCUCCUCCUGGAACCCCGGACACUGAAUAAAAAAGAACAAAAUGCAAAACUUGGUUAUUAGUAUAAAUAUAAAAAUGAUGCAGAUUAAUUUAAAAUAUAUAAGAAAUACUAUGUACAGUAAUAAUUUUUUGUUUUUUGUUAAUUGUCAGUGGUCAUACUGUAAAUGAAGGACCCCGCUGCCCCUCAGCAUCUUCAGAACAAAAAGCUGCCAGAUCUUGAUAACAAGAAAAAGCGUUUUCUUUUUAAAUUGUUCUGAAGACAGCCGAGGUGUCGACAUCCAUAAACAGACUCACUUGUCUCACAGCUGUGUUUUUGCCUGGACUUUACCAGGACAUGUAUAUAUUUAUUAAUGGAAGACUGAGUGUACAGUUCAAAGUCUGGUGACCUUGGUGGCCAUUUUCUCUUGUUCCCCUCCUGGAAAAAAAAGACCUAAAUGUGAACUCUUAUCAGUUUAAAUGUACUUGGAUAUACCUCUCAGAGCAGUAAGCCGUGUGAUCUUUGUGGAUCUGUCUCAGACUGGAAGACUUGCUGGUCCCAUGUUUAACCAAACUAGCAUAGGCAGGUAAAAAUAGUCAGUUGUCUUAUUCUGUAGUAACUCAGCAAUAAAGGGAGCUGUGGAGAAAACAGGCAUAACCUCUAUCGUUCAUGUGCUUUACAAUGCUGCUGUUGCUGUAAGACCAUGCCUGUGAGUCUCUGUCCCACCAGUUUGACACACCACUGCACCACUGUCGCACACUAGUGUUCCUCCUCUCCUUGUGUCGGUGCUCUUCAUGCAACCCAUUGAACCCCAAAUUUGGUCAUUGUUUAAGGCCGUGGAAAUUGCCUCUUGGCAUGCAAAUAGAUGACCUGAUUCACGCUAGGUGAAAGAUGAUCAGCAGGUUUGGCGUUGGCAGUAUCAAAGGAUUUAUGCCGAGUGGCAUACGUCCAGGAGAUUCCAUGUUCAAACAAUCAGAGGCCCAUAUGUCAACCACUCUAUUUUGGGCCCCUUUAAGCCUGUGGCAGAGUCAUCCCACACACAGGGAGCAAGGUGCCCAGCAUCUGCUCUCACCAUUUUAGACACCUCCCUUCUUUUAAUAGCUGCGCCCGCGUUUAUAGAGCUUCACCCAAACGGAGGUAAACGGCAGGUGCAGAGCAGGAGUGGUGGCACUUCACACUGGGUUUAUUUUUAACCCAGCGGGAGGUUGUUGUCUUUGCGGCCUCCCUCCCUCUUGAAGUACAGUAGACACGUGGAUCACUUCUUCUUGACCUCAUGUUGACUCAACGACCGGUGCAGAGCAGAGUAACACCCUCCACACCGGCCAGGAGGCGGAUGAGCAUCCGUGUGAGGAGCGCUCGGGAUGCCCAAGCAUGCACAUGUGAAUAGCUAUGCAAGAAAUAAAGUGUCAGCAGCAACACAGCAGUGUGUCAGUACAAGGUGUGAUCUCUGGUGGGAGACACUGAUCUCCCUCUCUCUGUAUUCAGCUCCAUGUCCACUGCGCUGGGUGUGAGUAACACUGUAGUCCACUCCACUCCUCUCCAUGCGAGGGGGGGUGGGGGUGUGUCAGAGGUGAAUGCUUAUACUACUGGGAUUUUAUGUGAUGUGAUAAAUUGUGGCACUGUCACAACAAUAUGAUACUGUGAUCAAAGGAAUCCCUGACAUUGCAGUAGGGUUGAGUUGCCGCCAUGCUUGCGAUAUCACUGGCUAGCACUGAUCCUGCAACCUGAUUGGCCACAUUAUGGAGGGUGCCUAGACCCACUCCAGCACCCAAUCAUCGCAACUUUGACUAGUUGCUGUCCAGUUAACAAGCUCCACUGUAGAGGGUGACAGUAUAACUUGAGUUAUUUUGCUGUUGUGCAAUACAACAGGGACCAAUUCUGACUGAAACCAUGCUGAAAGCAUGCUUUUACUUGGAUUUGGGAGAAUUUAUGUGCUAAUAAGUAACAUAUUGUAAAUCCCUCUAAUCACAAACAUGUAACUUGUAAAUCAAAAGAACUAUAUUUGAUUUGCUCCACUGAUAAAAAAAACCAACCUUUUGUGCUUGUUUGAAUAAAAGUGCAGUAUAAAUAAAAACUUUUGCAGAAAAUCUUUACAACUAGAAUUUUGUAGAGGCCCAACAUGAUCAGCCAUAAGAAUCAUAAAUAAUGGGAGUCCUCUCCUCUCCCUUUCUUCUUUUUCCUGUUAAUACGGCACUGUGUUACACAAAAGAACAUGUCUUACAUUAGAAGCUGUGUCUAAGUAUGUAAAUAUAUAAGUGUGGAUACAGUACGUUGCCGAAAUACCAUUGAAAAUAAGGUAUGCAGCGCCCUGCUGACUACUACCUCAUUAUAAUAUUGUCAAUAUUUCACUGAUUCCUCACAUUAUCCUCACGUGUGUGACAUACCUGAGCCAUCCAUGUUUUUACCCAACACACUGCUCCUCCCUCAGUGCUCCUGCCAAAACAUUUGUAACCGUAGUUAUCAAUCUGUUCCCAUUUAUUCUUCAUUGAUCUGUUUGUAAAGGUAAAGCAUGCUUCACGUCCAUCACGGGACUCGGCCAUCAGUGGGCGUGACCCCUCCUCUUUUGGUUACAAAGCGGGUAUGUGUUUUUAUGAACAUCAGUGUGUCAGAAUUGGUCCCUCGAUGAUAAAUUGCAGACAGGGGCAGGUGACUGAUUUCCUGCAUCUGUGCUCUGAGUAUUUAUGGUGUGAAAUAUAUCAUUUGGCGAUGGUGUACAUUGAUAUCUCUGAUCGUUGAAUCACCAAUAUCUGUGUAACUUUUACGUUUUGAUUUUCAAAAAGGUAAAGGAUCAAUGAAUUAAAUACUCCCUGAACUCUGUGA